GGGUAGUGACCAUCUGUGUCUGGAGACUCCUUGAAGGCAGGACCUGGGUCUGACCCAUUUUUGUGUCACCAACAAUGCAAAGCGUGAGUCAGCCUCUGGAGACACUUGCUGAAUGGCUGCAAAACACAGGAAACACCCCCAGCUUCAGGCCAGGGUCCCUCCCAUCUCUCCUCCCACCUCUGACUUCACACCAUCCACCCUCUGGUGUCUUCAAUGCCCACUAUGACUUCACCCAGUUGGCCUGCGACAGGCAAUCAGGUUGUUGUCCACGGCUACCAGGUCUUUCAUGUCCACCGUGACUUCCAGUACCACAAGCUCUUUUGCUCCCACCAUGUCCUCUCAACGUAAAAGAACCCCAAAGCCCAGCAUGCCUCUGGCAUCCACUGGACCCUCCAUGCCCACUGGGGCUCCUACAUCUCCUGCCUCCUUGAAGACCACCAAAUCAGCAAUGCCCACCAAGUCCUCGGUGCCCACCAAGCCAUCGACAUCCCCCAACUCAGUCAUGAGCCCAAGCAGUUCAAAGUCCUCCAAAUCAACAAAUUCAAAGAGAGCCACUUCUAACAAGUCCAGCAGCAGGCCCCGGGGCCACAGCAAGGUGAGAACAACUAGUAGGGUAAGCACUGACACGAGGGCCAGUACCGACACCAGGGCCAGCAAAGGCAACAAGACCAGCGGCGUGAGACACCACCAACGGAAGGGCACACGUAGCCGGGGCAGAACGCCCGGCAGAAGGGGAAGCCGAGGUUCCAAGAGGUCACCCAGCAGGGCCAGCAUUGCCAGCAGGAUAGGAACUCAUGGUGCCAGACCAGGCAUGGCUAGCAGCGUGAGAACUCCUACUAACCAGGAAAAACAGAGUGGGGGGAAGAGUUAUAGCCGGCCUAGAAAUGUGAGCAGAGAGAAGAGUUGCAGCCCACCAGGAGCCUCGGGUAUGGAGAGGAGUUCCAGACUGGCCGUAACCCCCAAUAGGGCAAAAAGUCACAGCUCAGCUAGAGUCCCCUUUAAGGAGAAGUAUUAUAGCCAGUCUCCAUCGUCAUCGAGGAGGGUGAAGGGUUACAGUCUGGUGACCACCUCUAGCAGGGAACAGAGUUACAGCCCAACUGAAGUGACCAGCAGGGUCAAGGUUAGCACCCCACACAGGACCCGAAGUCACAGCUCAUCUAGCACCCCCAGCAGAACCCGAAGUCACAGCCGGUCUAGCACCCCCAGCAGGACCCGAAGUCACAGCCAGUCUAGAACCCGUAGAAGGGCAAGAAGUCACAGUCGGAAGAGGAAUGACAGCAGGAUGAGAAGUUACAGUUGGAAGAGAACUCAUAUUAGGAUAAGAAGUCACAGCCGGAAGGGAACUCCUAGCCAGAUGAGAAGACAUAGCCAGUCUGGAAGCUACAAGCAGAAAAGUCAAAAUCAAUUUAGAACCCCCACAAGGAAAAGAAGUCACAACUGGUCUAGGAACGCCAGCGAGGAAAGAAGUCACAGCUGGUCUAGAAGCCCCAGCAAGGAGAGAGAUCAGAGCAGAUGUAGAAGCCCCAGCAAGGAGAGAGAUCGCAGCCGAGCUAGAAGCCCCAGCAAGGAGAGAGAUCGCAGCCGAGCUAGGACCCCCAGCAAGGAGAGAGAUCGCAGCCGAGCUAGAAGCCCCUGCAAGCAGAGAGAUCGAAGUCGAGCUAGAAGCCCCAGCAAGGAGAGAGAUCGCAGCCGAGCUAGAAGCCCCUGCAAGCAGAGAGAUCGCAGCCGAACUAGGACCCCUAGCAAGGAGAGAGAUCGCAGCCGAGCUAGGACCCCUAGCAAGGAGAGAGAUCCCAGCCGAGCUAGGACCCCCAGCAAGCAGAGAGAUCGCAGCCGAGCUAGAAGCCCCUGCAAGCAGAGAGAUCGCAGCCGAGCUAGAAGCCCCAGCAAGCAGAGAGAUCGCAGCCGAGCUAGAAGCCCCAGCGAGGAGAGAGAUCGCAGCCAAACUAGAAGCCCCAGCAAGCAGAGAGAUCCCAGCCGAGCUAGAAGCCCCAGCAAGCAGAGAGAUCGCAGCCGAGCUAGAAGCCCCAGCGAGCAGAGAGAUCGCAGCCGAGCUAGAAGCCCCAGCGAGCAGAGAGAUCGCAGCCGAGCUAGAAGCCCCAGCAAGCAGAGAGAUCGCAGCCGAGCUAGAAGCCCCAGCAAGCAGAGAGAUCCCAGCCGAGCUAGAAGCCCCAGCGAGCAGAGAGAUCGCAGCCGAGCUAGAAGCCCCAGCGAGGAGAGAGAUCCCAGCCGAGCUAGAAGCCCCAGCGAGGAGAGAGAUCCCAGCCGAUCUACAAUCCCCAGAAGGCCUAGCAGGAUGAGGAGUCCCAGUCAGAACAGAACCUCUAGCAAGACAAGGAGCCACUCCCCACCAACAUUUCCCAGUGAAGGCCAAACUCCAAGCCAGGAUGAUAGUCAAGCCAACACUACAACCUCUAAAGCCAUCUCACCUGGGGAAAGGUCUUCAUCAUCUUCUUCCAAGCUGGCGUAGCCUCCAGUCUCAGCUGGCUCACGGGUCUCUGUCAUGGCCAGGGGAGGGGACAGGAGACAGGAGCAGAGCAGCAGCUGAGCAGCGUCCCUCCCUGGCCAGCUAUCCGCAACCACACCUCCGGCCACAAGUUCUCUAAUACAGGAUGUUGGCAGGUAGAGGGGGAUGCUGGACAGGGGAAAGGAAAGGCCUGUGGUGACUCAAUAAAUUUUUACAGAGCACCCAUCCCCAA
This is a messenger RNA of Microcebus murinus (gray mouse lemur), 2699 nucleotides long. The record is from RefSeq and is a predicted model, not a curated record. NCBI's taxonomy places the organism in Eukaryota, Metazoa, Chordata, Mammalia, Primates, Cheirogaleidae.